Messenger RNA from Ipomoea triloba (trilobed morning glory), 1035 nucleotides. Its product is annotated as 26S proteasome non-ATPase regulatory subunit 10. NCBI's taxonomy places the organism in Eukaryota, Viridiplantae, Streptophyta, Magnoliopsida, Solanales, Convolvulaceae. Gene Ontology annotation, molecular function: protein binding. Bases 69 to 797 code for a protein of 242 amino acids. The record is from RefSeq and is a predicted model, not a curated record. The transcript is spliced from 5 exons.
GAUUCGAAACUCUACUUCCCCAGCAAAAACCCUGUAACAAAGCCCUCAGUAGUCAGUACCCGGCAUCCAUGGCUAUGGAUAUAGAUUCAACGAAACCGACUCAAAUAAAAGACAAAGACCUCUUCAAGGCCGCUGAAUCGGGUAAUUCUGAGCUCUUCAAGUCCCUCUCUGAUGACCAGCUUCUCAGAGCCCUCGCUCUCCGCAACGAAGAUUACCGCUCUCUUCUUCACGUCGCUGUCUCUUCCGCUCACACCGAGGUGGUAAAGAUAUUGGCUGCUGCUGACUCUUCAAUUAGCGGUAUAAACAGUGGAGAUGAAGAAGGUUGGGUGCCACUGCACUCUGCAGCAAGUAGUGGGAAUAUAGAAAUUGUGGAGAUUUUGCUCAGCAGAGGAGCUAAUGUUAAUGCUAAAAAUGAUGGCGGUCGAACUGCUCUGCACUAUGCUGCAAGCAAAGGUCACUUGAGAGUAGCUGAAAUUCUGAUUUCACAUGGUGCAAAGAUCAAUGCAAAAGACAAGGUUGGAUGCACCCCAUUGCAUCGGGCAGCUAGCACAGGGAAAUCUGAUUUGUGUGAGCUCUUAAUUGAGGAGGGUGCAGAAGUAGACGAAGUGGAUAGAGCAGGCCAGACUCCUCUCAUGAAUGCAGUCAUAUGCCACAAUAGAGAUGUGGCUCUGCUUCUCAUAAGACAUGGAGCAAGUGUUGAUGCUGAGGACAAGGAAGGCUACACUGUUCUUGGCCGAGCUUCAGAUGAUAUUCGGCCUGCAUUAGUUGAUGCUGCUAAAACCAUGCUUGAAGGCUGAACUCCAAGAAGUACACAAACUAAUACACAGGGGCAAGUCAUCUCUGUAUAUGACGAUAAUCAGCACACAAGUGUAACUGUGUUAAGAGCUUACUAAGACUCGUAACCAUAUUGUUGUCUUUAAGCUCAAUUGACAACCAUCAUUUUGAUGACCGGUGUUUGAUAUUGAAACUUGUUCUCACUAUUUCCAAACUACUGUUUUUGCCUUAAAUUGAGGUUUUCUUUUUUGGCUCUUCAAA